AUGGUAUUUAAAUUUGGCAUAUUUUCCGGAGGCAUUGAACGUGCGAGCGUUGAUAAUCAUAAGCACUUGAUCCCGAACAAGGAAAUCUCGAAGGAGGCCACAGUUUUUCGUUUCGAGAGUAAAAAAGUUCACCCCGUUGUAGACAUGCCUGUCAGUUUAGGUACAACUCCACACAUCACCUUCACGACGUCUGCCCACUCGAGUGCAGCGUCUUCUGCCGGAUCGAAGAUACCCCAAGGUCUGAUCCCGGCCAGUGCUGGCUACAACCAGAUUGUCAAGCUUCAGAAGUUGUUUCUUAAACAGGAUGGUAAGUUUGUGUGGCAGAAGAAGGGACCAAGAGAUGUCGGCCUCUACCUGACUGCCCUCGGUCUGACGGCAGCUGGAUUAGGAGUUAGUGUCUACCAGAUCAUCAAAAUGUCGUUCAAUUAA
This is a messenger RNA of Helobdella robusta, 429 nucleotides long. RefSeq lists its product as hypothetical. The record is from RefSeq and is a predicted model, not a curated record. The transcript has 3 exons. Gene Ontology annotation, biological process: mitochondrial electron transport, cytochrome c to oxygen. Lineage: Eukaryota; Metazoa; Annelida; Clitellata; Rhynchobdellida; Glossiphoniidae. The coding region runs from base 1 to 429 and encodes 142 amino acids.